AUGUAUCAGCAGUUUUUGCAGCAAGCAAAUCAGUGUGCACACAUCGCAUGCGAGUUUAAGCCACCCGCCAAGGUCAAAAAGCCAAAGCUGGCGCAGCACUUGCAAAGAUGUGGGAGUUGGACGGUGAGUUGCAUCGAUUGUUCCAAGGUUUUCGCUUGGGACGAGUGGCAAUCUCACACUAGCUGCGUAUCAGAGGCACAGAAGUAUCAGGGGAACCUUUUCCAGGCCAAAGAGAGCAGCAACAAAGGGCAGCUGAAGCAAGAUUCUUGGGUUGACGGCGUGCGGCGAGCAAUCGAAGAUCCACAAACGGAUGUUGCGCCACAGAUAAGGAGCUUGGUGCAGAAGUUGCUAGGCUUUGACAAUAUCCCUAGAAAGCAGAAGGCCUUCGGUAACUUCGUCAAGAACUCCUUGAAGGUCUGGGAUGAAUCCAAGAUUGAUGCCAUGUGGAAUGUGAUAGCCUCUGCGAACUCCAAGCCGGUUGACGCAAAGCCAUCUGGACAUGCAGCAACCGAACCGGCGAAGAUGCCGAAGGCGAAAGCUUGGCCAGGUUGGAAGCGUGCAAUUGAUGAAGAACUAACCUCGGGCGCGAUGCCCUGGAAGCGUCUGUGCGCACGUGUCGUUGAACGAUAUCGUGAGAGUGGCCACGCUGGUGACAAUGACGAGCUUGAGCUGCAGGCCCUGAGCAGCAUUCCUGAGGACUACUGCUCUUCGAAGACCCCAGAUGUCAUGCUCUGCACCAGCUGCACCUUGUCGCACAAGCUAGGAUUCGAAGAUGUAGAGCCAACGCUCCGUCGCCUCAUGAGACCCAGUUUGAAAGCUGUCCGCUUGUCAACCUUGCUGCGUGGCUUCGGCUUGUGUCCUGUCGAGAUCUCAAAACAGGAGUCGAAAUCUGCAAUUUCGUUCCUCAAGGCGGCGUACAGAGACAAAGCCAAGGAGCAGCAUCCUGAUCUAGCUCCCCGUGAUGAACAAGCUGAAGCUGAGAAAAAGUUUGUCAAGCUGAGCACAGAGUUCAACGAGGCUGUCAAGCUCCUUGAAGCAGGGGUUCAGCCUGUAGAGCGGGCACGAGUGGUCGACUUGAAUCCAGGUGCGCAAGCUGGUGCUGCUCAUGCUGCAUGGCACCCGCACUUCCAGUCUGCCGAUUGGCGGACCGUGAAUCGACAGUUUGUGCAUUCGGAGCAGCCGAAGUUUGAUACCUAUACUCGGGUGAAGGGCCAUCUAAUUGUUUGGAGCAGCGCAUUUAUUUUCUUCAGUCUUUUGAGGGAAUUUCUUGUGGGCACCGCGGGCGGAAUGUGGGCAUGGUAUCCGCCGCAAGAUUUGAACCCUUUCUGGGUGCGAAGAUACCAUGGUGCUUGGUCGGACAAGGACAAGCCCGAGAAGAGAGAGCAACAGCAGCCCUCGGGACCACCUCAGGUGAAGCGUGAGAAAGACCGACCAGUGUCGGAGUUCUAUGCCAAGCGACACGUGAGCAAGGUGCGGAAGAAGUACUCUCCAAGAGGUCAUGGACCGAGCCUUUGA
This is a messenger RNA of Symbiodinium necroappetens, 1515 nucleotides long. Lineage: Eukaryota; Dinophyceae; Suessiales; Symbiodiniaceae. The record is from the annotation of a GenBank genome assembly.